Daldinia caldariorum is the source of this 4041-nucleotide messenger RNA. Its product is annotated as RNA polymerase I-specific transcription-initiation factor-domain-containing protein. Bases 655 to 3666 code for a protein of 1003 amino acids. Gene Ontology annotation, molecular function: RNA polymerase I transcription regulatory region sequence-specific DNA binding; RNA polymerase I general transcription initiation factor binding. Gene Ontology annotation, biological process: nucleolar large rRNA transcription by RNA polymerase I. Gene Ontology annotation, cellular component: RNA polymerase I core factor complex. The record is from RefSeq and is a predicted model, not a curated record. The transcript has 3 exons. Lineage: Eukaryota; Fungi; Ascomycota; Sordariomycetes; Xylariales; Hypoxylaceae.
GGGCAUUUCACAAAUUCAAGUUCACAAAUGCAAGGCGACCCUGUUAAAUGUUUAUGUUCGUUGCCGAGCGGCGCUAGACUCGGCAGGCUAACCCCACUUAAAGGUACCGUGUUAGGUACUUUAUCAACGGGUACCUACCACUUAUUACCUAAGGUAUCAACUCAACUUUUUUAUCAAAAGGCUACUACUAAAAGUAAGAUAAAUACCUAGAUUUAAACCUUUACAUACUUCUCAUAAAAGUCGACGUCAUGAAAUUAUAUAUAUUAUAACUUAUAGGUAUCCUCCAUAUCUUCAACGGGCAGUUCUUCAGGUUUCUAGAAGCAUGAGUUACUUGUAACCCAUAGCGUUAACUAAUAACGCGCGAUAAGAUACUUGGUAACUAGUGCAUACCAGGUACCUAAGACGCGCUUUUCGAGGUCCAACUAUUUCCCAUUUCAGCAUUUCCACUUGUCAUCCUUUUGCUAGUAAAUUUUUAUUUUUAUUCUUAACAUCGACCUCGUCUUUUUAAAUCAAUUCUUAGUGAAUCUUGGGCGCAUUCUUCUACCAAGGAUUUUUGGAUUACAUUCUCGUUUCUUUGGCUCUCCAAGCCAAUCGCUAUGUACGGCAAGCAACGAUUAAAAUCUGAAAAGAAAUCUAUCGAGCCUGGCUCUCCGAAUGACUGACCGUCAAGUCACUGAAUCAUCUAUUGGACUCGCAGGACGCCUUUCAUAUAUACCCUAUAGACUAGGCAAGGCGGAAGAUUGCGGAUGGCAAUCCACGAGGAACUUUACUCAGAAUACAUCUGUAUUCAAAGAAGUCGGUCCCUAUAAGACAUGGUUUCCAGCUUCUAGUCCUGCUGAUGUGCCAUCUCUGGCUUCGUCAGCUACCACGUCAUGGCAGACAAGCCAGAAGCAGCAAAAAUGGUUAUUGAAAGCCCACCCUGAAGCCCAUUUGGGAAAUGAAUGCAUUCAUGACGAAUUACUGUCGUCACAUUCAUCAGACCGAUUUCAGGAGGGUGAACAACGGGAUUCGUCUCUCUUUGCCGUCGGCGAGCUAACCGAUACAAGCAAUCCGAAGAAAAUCUCCGGCGCGCCGUUAAUAGCGGUUGUUACUGGCGAAGCAAAAGAUAUCCUUCGCCUAGCCAAGCCAAGUACGGAAAAGUGGCAAUGGGGUGAUGAUGACAGCAUUUCACUACGAACUUCGGAUAUGACGGAGACAGAUGAGUCUAUUCUUUACCGAGAGGAAGAACUUACCGGGCCCAUUCGCCGUCUGAAGGCUGUCGUCGACCCGAAAAGGUACGAUCCGACGCGCUGGAUCGUCGUCCAAAGGGACUCCGGUACUCGAAUAUUUCGACCUGAGUACCGCAGGACGCCGACGAUAUCCAAUUACACCAACGUGGAAACACAUUCUCGUAUUGCCGCAAAUCCAUCAUUCUCCCUCUCAAAAAGCCAGACUGGAGGGAGUCCACAUUCAGAUACGUCCUUCAACCCCGGUGUUAGGUCAAAGCCGCCUCAGUUUGGACUCAUCGACGAAUGUGGAUUUUGGAGUAUCUGGGAUGUCGUUCAUAUUAGAGUCAAAACUAGAAAACCGCGCGUGAGCCUUAGCAAAUGUGGCCAUAUCGAGAAAGGUGUUUUGAGUCAUUUGCCCUCUGGAGGUGCAGGGACGGCGCAAUGGCACAAGAUAUUGUGGGUUGGCUACCUAGGGAGCUUGGAAGAAUCGCAGGCCUUCGAUUUUGAGGACGACGAUGAUGUUCCUGAAGUCCAAGGAUCUUUCCCACAGCUUGCACGAUCUUCAACGUUGCUUUUAUGCAAUUCGAAGUUGCUUAGGCUGCUAGAUCUCACAAAUAAUACCUUUCUCCCUGAUCUACCACUUUUGGCGGAAAGAGGUCGAGAUUCCAUUCUGGACGUGCAUACAAAUCCACAAGAUGCUCAAUAUAUUUUCGUUCUGACUACAUCGAAGUUAUUGGUGGUUAGAAUAUACUCAACCCAAGGGCAGGAUUGGGGUGAGGUACGAAAAAACGCUGCUAUUGUACUCUCAGUCUCUCACUUCAGAGAUAACUUCGACCAAGGCUCCAAGCUUGCGGUUACUCCAGGUACUACCUCGUCUAGAUAUAUCACUUCCCUGGUUUCCAUAUACUCUCGAAACAACACUCAGAUUGACUUCUAUUGUAUGAAUAUGCUGAAAAAGAACCCUUCUAGGGUCUCCUAUCAUCGCGAGACAGUUUCCUUGGAUGCCAUUCAUCGCCCAUCCCCAGGGAUGGCUCCCCAGAGUAUAUGUCUUCAUCCCGCGCCAAUCAUUUUGAAACCUCUGACCACGCCGAGUGCGUUUGCGCAGAGCCUUGUCCGACAAGAGAUUAGGUUUUACCAAUUUUUCUCUAUGAGGAGAGACACAAGUCUCGUCGUUACCCUCUGCGCGUCUGCAUCCACGUUUCCAAUUAGCCAGGUACAGCCUCCAAACUACAAAAUAUCUCAAAUUCAAAACUCGUCCAAAGAGAGGAGAAAAUUAUUGAAAUACAUGACGUCCCAUUUCGUUGUACCAGACGAUAUCGGGGUGCAUAGUCAUGAAGACAGAAACCUCCGGGACAUCAACAAAAGAUUUCGUCCGUGGCCGGCCAUACGAAGGCCCCUUGGAAUGUUUUACGAGUACGUCUGUACGGCUUUUACUCGCCGGGUUAAUGGAAAUGAAGAACAAUCGUCUGGGGAAGCCCCUGGCUCUAAUCCGUUCGACUACGUUCGUUUUGUUGUCGAGCGUGCUAUUAGGGAUGGAACUAUGUCUGCCACUACUCUUUUCGGAACGAUGGAAGACUUUGCAUUGCCGACCGAUUUGAGCCACGCGGCUGCCGAAUGGGACUUCGAAAUAGAACAGCUCGGGCAUAUUGACCCUGAUAUGACAUUGGUAGCAUUGAAGCGGCCCUUCAACCAGGUUACCGAGCCAGCAAAUUCGCUAUACGAACUCUUUUCUGCCUUUCUCAACUUGGCAGCCAGCUCUGGUCUAAGUCAAGAGAACCAAAGCCCGAUUCAAGAAGCGAGGUUCGCUGUAUUUCGGCAGAUGGCAUGCGAUGUUUACUUGUCACUCUUUGGGUUAGUUCAUCGCCAAAUAGAGUCGAGGCAAAGUCAGCGAUCCCUCACGGAGGAACUAGAGAGCAUGGCCAUCGAAAGCCAGUCAGGAAGCCGAAUGGGGAGUGUAUCGAGAUCACAGUCCGAGGUGCCUACGUCAGAACCAGAUACGCCGAGAAUAGAAAGCCAGGGAGAAGAUCCAGCCAUGGCCCUUUUGAGGUCGUAUACGGGUACGGGCAAAUAUGUACCAGCGAAGCGUACAAUGCUUCUGGACAAAUGGGAAGUCGGAGCGAAUCCUGAUACAUAUGUGUUUGAUCUCGAGAGAGAUAAAGAGGUGACUCCCGGGAUGCAGAAGAGAAUAAAGCAGCUAGCUCGUGAGAAUCGGAAAAGACGCAGGGCAGAAACGCUUCUUCAGAUGCACAAGGAUAAAGAACCAACUCUGCCAGCUACCCAACCGGCGCCAGAUUCUCGCUUCUUCAACCAGCAUAGCCAGUCGGUCGCAUUUUCUUCGCAGACCCAGGCUUUGAUGUCGGACCCGUUGCAGACUAUGUCUCAGCCAAUACCGGGUGUUUUCGGUCGAAGAGAAGAGCGGCCGAAGAAAAAGGUGAAGAAGCGGAAAGGAGGGUUCUGAUGUGUCGAAGCUACCUGAUAUAGAAGUCAUAAGGCUACAAUAAACGUAUCAGAAAUAUGUGUUUCAAAAUGUCUAGAAGACGAAUCUGUGCUACUUUAGUGUCAGCUAUAUGUUAGUAUGUUUACUGAGAGCUGCAUGUUAUACGUUUUAAGGUCAAGUCGUUAUGAUAUGUGGUACAGUUCAUGUGAAAUUAACUACAUACGAUUAGGACUGGAGAAAAGGGGUUAUCAAAUAGGUACCUUAGAUAUGGUUGCCUAUAUGUAUUAACAAAAUAAGCAUAAGAAACUGGCAGUUUCGGAUUCAAAGCGUGAUAUAAACUUUGCAUCUUCAGAUAUUGGCCAUACACAGUACAUUUUAGACUAUAAUAUAAUGCAC